Molecule: messenger RNA, 1635 nt
Organism: Lycium barbarum (goji berry)
Lineage: Eukaryota; Viridiplantae; Streptophyta; Magnoliopsida; Solanales; Solanaceae
Exons: 1
Coding region: 126-1355 (409 amino acids)
Biological process (GO): mitotic DNA replication termination; site-specific DNA replication termination at RTS1 barrier
Cellular component (GO): nucleus
Molecular function (GO): protein binding
Source: RefSeq, a predicted model, not a curated record
AUUAAAAUUACAAUCUUUCCCCUUUUCAAGAACCAUAGCUACACAAAAAAGGCUCUUCAAUAUCUCUUCAUAUCAGGUAAAAUUUCUAAUUUUUUCUUCAAUUUUCAUUUCAUAAAACCUUAAUAAUGGAACCCCAAAUCUUUAAUUUCCCAAUUUACAUCCAAUCACCAGACCUUCAAAUCCCAACACAUGUCCUAAAUCUUGAAAACCCUAACCCUAAUUUCACUUUACAAGACCUAAAAUCCUAUUUUCUUGAUAAUAAAAUCAAGAAACCAUUAAACUCAAUUAAAGAUUCAAUCUUUUUUACUUUUAAUGGCAACCCCAUUAAGGAUUCUAUGUAUUUUACUUUUAAUGGUAAACCUGUUAAAGAUUCAACACUAUUAUGUAAUUCUGGGAUUAGCCCGUUUUCGACGUUGAUCCUCCGUUUUCGCCUACGUGGUGGGGGUGGUGAUGGUGGCGCAACGGGGGCUGAGUCCCGAGACUGUUAUCUUAAAAUGUAUGCUGAGAAAAAACCGGAUAAAGCUGACCCGAAUGAGGUUAGGUUGUCGAGAUGGUUGAAUUGUGCUUUAUCGAACGAGCCUUUAAGGCGUCCGGUUGUUGUUGAUAAACUUGGGAAUUUGUUUAAUAAGGAGGCUUUAGUUGAGGCUUUAUUGAAGAAAAGGUUGCCUAAGCAGUUUGGGUAUAUAAAGGGAUUGAAAGAUAUGAUUCCGGUUGAGUUGUCUGUGAUUCCCGGGAAAGAGGAUAGAGGUCUUGGUGAUGGUGAAGUGACCGGGUUUCAAUGCCCAGUAUCGGGGUUGGAGUUUAAUGGGAAGUAUAAGUUUUUUGCUUUGAAGGGUUGUGGGCAUGUUUUGAGUGCGAGAGCAUUGAAGGAAGUGAAAUCCUCGGGUUGUUUGGUUUGCCACAAAGAGAUUGUAGAGAGUGAUAAGAUUGUGAUUAACGGGAGUGAAGAAGAGGUUGCGGCUUUGAGGGAGAGAAUGGAGGAAGAAAGGGUGAAAUUGAAGGAUAAUAAGAAGGUGAAGAAGGGGAGGAACGGGGAUGGAGUGGCUGUGAAUGGUGAAGAGGUUAUGGGUGUCCCACGCUUGAGCGGGAUGAAACAUGGGAUUGAGGAUAAGCCAGUAGUAGGCAAGGAUGCGAGGAAAGUCGAAGGGAAUGGUAAAGUUGGCAUUAACAGUAAGAUUGAAGUUAAGGAUGUGAAGAAUAGUGCGAGUAACGGGUCUGUGAAGCGGUUUAAGGCUGUUGAUGUAGCUCCAGCUCAUGCUACAAAGGAGAUCUAUGCCUCUAUUUUCACUUCUUCAAGAAAGUCCGACUUCAAGGAGACUUAUUCUUGCAGAUCUUUGCCCCUCGGAAGAAACUGAUCAGCUCCUUUUUUUGAGGUGGUCUACGAGUAUCUUGGUCUGAUUUUAUUGCCUUAGAAUGUAUUUCUUUCCUUUGAAAAAAAAAUGUUGUUUCGUGAAAUGUAGUUACAUGGUGGAUCGCUUAGUGGUAGAUGCUGCCUCCUGCCAUUUGGUUCAGUCGGUACUUUACUGGUGUAACAUACCAUUUGUGAUUGUAAAUUUGAUAUUGUUUUUGUGUUCUGGUUAAACCAUGACAGUGACCUUUGCUCACUUGCUCUUUUAUCUAUUUUUAUUUUGGGUG